Messenger RNA from Phytophthora sojae, 267 nucleotides. RefSeq lists its product as hypothetical. The record is from RefSeq and is a predicted model, not a curated record. Gene Ontology annotation, cellular component: U6 snRNP; U4/U6 x U5 tri-snRNP complex; precatalytic spliceosome. Gene Ontology annotation, biological process: mRNA splicing, via spliceosome. Gene Ontology annotation, molecular function: RNA binding. NCBI's taxonomy places the organism in Eukaryota, Oomycota, Peronosporomycetes, Peronosporales, Peronosporaceae. The annotation marks the transcript as partial. The transcript has 3 exons.
CUUGUAGAGACCAUUUCGGUCAUCACGAACGACGGCCGCAACAUCAUCGGCGUGCUCAAGGGCUUCGACCAGUGCGUGAACGUGAUCCUGGACGACAGUUUCGAGCGCGUGUUCUCGCUCAAGGAGCCGGUGGAAGCCGUGGAGCUCGGGCUCUACAUCGUGCGCGGCGACAACAUCUCGGUGAUCGGCGGCGUGCCCGAGAACAUCCGAGAGCAGGUGAUCGACGACCAGACGCGUGCGGCCCCACUAAAGCCGCUCGUCCAUUAA